Messenger RNA from Dacryopinax primogenitus, 1527 nucleotides. RefSeq names its product maltose permease. Gene Ontology annotation, cellular component: membrane. NCBI's taxonomy places the organism in Eukaryota, Fungi, Basidiomycota, Dacrymycetes, Dacrymycetales, Dacrymycetaceae. The coding region runs from base 1 to 1527 and encodes 508 amino acids. Gene Ontology annotation, molecular function: carbohydrate:proton symporter activity. The record is from RefSeq and is a predicted model, not a curated record. The transcript has 8 exons. Gene Ontology annotation, biological process: carbohydrate transport; transmembrane transport.
AUGCCAAACCUGGAUGCGCUCGCGCAAGCUGCAGCACACGAACACUCCUACACACCUCUGACUGCCAUUCGUAUCUACUGGCGUGCAUUCGGAUGGUGCAUGUUCAUGUCCAUUGGCGCCCUCCUCUGGGGUUAUGACGCUCAAGUUGGAGGUGGUAUCUUGUCCGUGCCCAGCUUCCGACGUGACUUUGGCAGUAUAAUAGACGGACAGCCGGUGCUUAGCGCUGCCUGGCAGAGUGGCUUCAACUCCGCUAGUUCCAUCGGAGGAAUGUUCGGUGGCCUUAGCCUGGGUUGGAUUGCGGAUCAUUUUGGUCGCCGUGGUGCCGUCGCGAUCGCCUGCUGUGUUUCCAUCGUCGCUAUCAUACUGCAGUUCUUCACACCAGUCGAAGCAAAUCCGAUGCUCCUCGUCGGCAAGCUGAUUAACGGCUUCGCCCUCGGAAUGUACGUGUCCAGCGCGUCCAGUUACUCCUCUGAGAUCUCCCCGCUGGCACUCCGUGGUAUCACUACUGGUGCUGUCAACUUGUGGAUCGUCUUGGGCCAAUUCCUGUCGAACGGCGUCAUUGAAGGCACCGGCACUCGGGACGACAAGUACGCAUACCGUCUGCCAUUCGCCAUUCAAUGGAUCUUCCCCGUUAUCCUCCUCGCUGGCCUCCCUUUCGCUCCCGAGUCUCCUUGGUGGUUGGUCCGCAAGGGCCGCAACGACGAUGCUCGCAAGGUUAUCGCCAGGCUCGCUGGUGCCGAUCUCGAUCUCGACCUACAUGUAGCCCAGAUUAGGGAAACGAUCGAGCUUGAGGAGCGCGAAGCUGCCUCCGCUUCCUACCUCGACCUCUUCCGUGGUGUCAACUUGCGCAGGACGAUCGUGGCGUCAAUGGUGUUCGUCCUUCAGCAAGUGGCCGGUGUCGUCUUCGUCCUCGGCUUCUCUACCUACUUCUUCGAGCUGGCCGGCUUUGCGGACGAAAAUGCAUUCCGCCUCGGUGUCGGUGUGACUGCUAUUGGUAUCGUCGGUAACCUCAUCGCUGGCGUAUACGUGAACAAGUUCGGACGUCGAUUCCUAUUCAACUGGGGCAUGGUCGGAUGCGCCAUCGUCAACUUCCUCAUCGCGUUCCUCGCACUCCCAGGCAGGACCAGCACGAACUGGGCUAUGGCUAUCUUCACCCUGAUCUACAACUUAGUUUACCAAGUCGGGAUUGGUCCUCUAGGCUACGUCAUCUUCGCUGAAGUUUCGUCUGCCAAGCUCCGGUCAAAGACUGUCGGUUUCAGUAUCCUCAUAAACUCCUUAUGUGGCAUGAUCGCAAACAUUGUCAUUCCCUAUCUCGUCAACCCCGACGAGGCGAACCUCGGCGGCAAGGUCGGCUUCAUCUUCGGCGGACUCGGUGCCAUCGGCACCGUCUGGGCAUGGUUCUUCAUCCCCGAGACGAAGAACCGCACUGUCGAUGAGCUCGAUGUAAUGUUCGAGAGGCGUAUCACUGCGCGCAAGUUUGGGGAGUACAAGAUCGAGGACGUGACGGAUGUGCAUGAGAAGCAGUAG